This is a messenger RNA of Cheilinus undulatus (humphead wrasse), 7727 nucleotides long. It is a transcript of the gene itsn2b, whose product is annotated as intersectin 2b. The record is from RefSeq and is a predicted model, not a curated record. Bases 310 to 5961 code for a protein of 1883 amino acids. Gene Ontology annotation, molecular function: protein binding; calcium ion binding; guanyl-nucleotide exchange factor activity. The transcript has 40 exons. NCBI's taxonomy places the organism in Eukaryota, Metazoa, Chordata, Actinopteri, Labriformes, Labridae. Gene Ontology annotation, biological process: positive regulation of Rho protein signal transduction; intracellular signal transduction.
ACAGCCUCCUCCGCUCACUCGUCGUCAGCCAUGUUGUUGGUGUGACACACUGAGUUAUCAGCAACAGGUUCUUAAAUACUGCAGCGAAACCUGUAACUUAACAUUUCUCAGCAAAUACUGCCUUCUUUGGAUACUAAUACUCUACCUUGUGUCUGAUAAACCGUCCAGAAGUGGUGGAUGAUAACUUCAGGCCUCUCAGAAGCUCGAAAGUUGGAUGUUUUUGUGGCCGUGGUGAGAGAGAUGGCUGAAAGCAGUAGCUGAGGACGCUGCCGGGAGUUCCCCCUCUCUCCGUCUCUGCCACCUGCAAUCAUGAAUGGUGGCACAAGCACAUGGGCGAUCACCCCAGAGGAGAGGGACAAACAUGAUCAAAAGUUUGACACCCUCUCACCCUCAAUGGGUUACGUCUCAGGGGAGCAAGCAAGGAAGUUUUUCCUCCAGUCAGGGCUUCCUGCUUCAGUUUUGGCUGAGAUAUGGGCUCUGGCUGACAUGAAUAAAGACGGGAAGAUGGACAGGUUGGAGUUUUCCAUUGCUAUGAAGCUCAUUAAGCUAAAACUUCAGGGUACAACGCUUCCCUUAUCACUUCCAAUCAUCAUGAAGCAGCCUCCAGUGCCUGCCCCCACCCUCAGUAACCCCACCUCAACUUAUGGCAUGGGGGGCAUGACGAUGAUGCCAGGGUCAAACCUCGCCCUGUUGGCCCCUCUGUCCAUGUCAACCCCCGGACUCUCAGCAAUGUCCCCAAUGACAGGCCUGACACCUUUAGUUCCUACAGCAACAGGCCUCAGCCCUCUGAUGGCCACCCCCACUAGACCCAUGAUGUCCACCAUGGGAAGCGCCACCCUCCCAAACGGCACCAUGGGAAUUCUCACUCCAAUGCCAGCUGGGGCUUUGGCCACAGGUUUACCUUAUCCUGCAUCCACCUACACCUCUCCGAUGACUCUCUCCUCUGCGGCUCCUGCUGGUUUGAACAAGGCCUCAUCACUGCUUGACCUAGGAUCUAGCAGCUCCGCUUCCUCGUCCCCCUCUGUGAUGUCCCCCAUGGCGGCUGUUCCCAGUGACUGGGCUGUGCCGCACCCCUCCAGACUCAAAUACAGACAGCAGUUCAACAGCCUGGAUAAACAGAUGACUGGAUUCCUCACUGGUCAGCAGGUGAGAGGCGCCAUGGCAACCACGAUGCUGACUCAGACACAGCUGGCUUCAAUCUGGAAUUUGGCUGAUGUUGAUAAGGACGGCAAGCUGAAGGCGGAGGAGUUUAUUCUGGCGAUGCAUCUGGUGGACGUAGCAAAGACUGGACAACCACUGCCACUGACUCUGCCAGCAGAGCUGGUUCCACCCUCAGGAAGGGCUGCAGUGAAUGGAUCCAGUGCUUCUCCCUAUGCUGCUCUGAUGGAUGACUUGGACAUCGAACCUCCACAGAAAGCCAAAGCCAACUACACUUUUGAGGAUAAAUUCAAAGCCAACCUGGAGCGAGGAAACGCUGAACUGGAGAAAAGACGACAGGCUCUGCUGGAGGCUGAGAGGAGGGAGCAGGAGCGACGUGCUCAAAAGGAGAGGGAAGAGCGAGAGAGGAGAGAGAAGGAGGCUCGGGAGGCUGAGGAAAGGAGGAGGAAAGAGGAGGAGAGGAGGCUGGAGCGACAGAGGGAGCUGGAGAGGCAGAAAGAAGAAGAGCGACAGAGGGAGAUAGAGAGGAAAGAGGCGGCACAGCGGGAGCUUGAGCGGCAGAGGAAGGAGGAGUGGGAGAGAAGGCGGCGGGGAGAGCUUCAGAUAAAGAGGGAGCAGGAACAGGAUGAUAUCAUCAGGCUGAAAGCAAAGAAAAGGAGUCUGGAGAUGGAGCUGGAGGCUGUGGGUAACAAGCACCGUCAGAUCUCAGACAAACUAAGGGAUUUUCAGAAUAAGAAGAAGCUUCAAAAGACUGAGCUUGAUCUGGUGAAUCAGAGGAUAGAGACACGCCAGCAGGACAUGCACAACCUGCAGAAACAGUUGGAGGAGUUCCAGAGGAAGUUGUCCCAGCUGACACCAGAGCAGAAGAGGCUGAGUGAGAAACUGAAAAACAUGGCUCUGAAUAACAUGCCUGUGUCGACCAUGUCCACCAUGAAGACGGGUAUUACAGAGAAAAAAGGUACAUGUAUGAAACUGAGACAGCAGCUGGAAGCUCUGGAAAAAGAAACUGCUGCAAAGCUGGCAGAGAUGGACCAGCACAACAAAGAUAUGCAGGAACUUAGGGAAAGCCAGAGACAGCAGCAGGCAGCACUGGAGAAACUACGGAGCAUCAAAGAGGACAAACGCCGUGAGCUGAUCCGGAGGAGAGAGCAGGAAGAGGAAAAGAGGAGGAAGGAAGAGGAGAGGAAACAGCAAGAGGAGGAAAGAAGGAGGAGGGAGGAGGAGGAGGCUCAGAGGCGUAUUAAGAUGGAAAAAGAGCGACAGUGGCAGGAGAAGUUGAGAAGGGAUGAAGAGGAGCGCCAGAGAAAGCUCCAGGAGGAGAGAGACGCAAAGCAGAGGGAGGAAGAGGAGAGGGAGAAACAGGCCCUCAUCCAGGCUGCAAAGGAGCAGGCUGAACGAGAGCUCAGAGCGAAGGAGGAGGCAGAGCGGAGAAGAAAAGAGGCAGAGGAGAGGAAGAAAAAAGAGGAGGAGGAGCGACAAAGACAAGCAGAGAGACGGAGGCAGGAGGAGGAGAGGAGGAAGCUGGAGGAGGAGAGAAGGCUGCUAGAGGAAGAGAGGAGGAAGCUGGAGGAAGAGAGAAAGAAAGAGGAGAAGAGACGGAAAGAAGAGGAGGAGCGACGCAAGAAGGAGGAGGAAAGGAGGAGGUUAGAGGAGGAGAGGAGAGAGGAGGAGCGCAGGAGAGAGAGAGAGGAGGAGGAAAGGAGGAGACAAAGAGCAGCAGAGGCCGCCAUCCGAGAUGGAGAGGAGAGAAGAAGACGAGAAGUGGAGGAGAGAAAGAAGAGAGAAGAAGAGGAGAGGAGGAAGAGGGAUGAAGAAAGGAGGAGGCAGCAGCAGCAGCAGGAGGAGGAGAGGAGGAAGCAAGAGGAGGAGAGAAAGAGGGCAGAGGAGGAGAGAAAGAGAAAGGAGGAAGAAGAGGAAAGGAGGAAAGCAGUGGAAGAGAGAAAGAGGAGAGAGGAGGCGUCCCGACAGCAGCCGCAGCAGAAGUCGGGGGGAGGCGGAAAAAUCGACAUUCAGGCUUUGCUCAGAGGUCUGGAGGAGCGGAAAGGCGGACAGCCCAGAGCCACGCAGCACAGGAAGUCAGCGGCUCUCACCUCCUUCAAAGCGCUCUACCCGUUUACUGCACGCAACAAUGAAGAGCUAACUUUCGACGCAGACGAUAUCAUCGAGGUUGAUGAGACAACGGAGCGAGAGGAGGGCUGGCUAUACGGCAGCAAACAAGGAAAGAUGGGCUGGUUCCCAGAAAGCUAUGUUGAAAGAGUGGCUCCAUCCAGCGCUGCAGCUGGUACUGCUGCAUCUUCUUCUGCUGCUGCUGCCCCUAAACUGCCGCUACAGUCGCAGCUCUCCAAUGCCCUUGAAGCUGCCAAGGUAGCAGGGACAAAGUCUGCAUUCACACCAACGCACUCUCCAAACCCUGCACCCUCUGAGACACCAGGACAGCAGGUGGUGGGUAACGUGUUAGCACAGGCACUGUGUUCAUGGACAGCAAAGACAGACAACCACCUGAACUUCAAUAAGGAUGAUGUCAUUCAGGUGUUGGAGCAGCAGGAGAACUGGUGGCUGGGAGAGCUCAACGGGGAACAGGGCUGGUUCCCUAAGACUUAUGUGACACUGCUUGGAGAAGAAGACAGCUCAGAUGCGAAGAGCUCCCCUCCUGAUGCUUUGGACUCUGGCGACAGCUUGCAGCUUGAAGAGUUUGUUGCGUUGUACACCUAUGAGUCUCCAGAGCCCGGUGAUCUCACAUUCAGAGAGGGAGAUAUGAUCCUAGUGAGCAAGAGAGAAGGAGAGUGGUGGAACGGCUCGAUAGGGGAUCGCUCAGGCGUCUUCCCCAGUAACUACGUCAAACCUAAAGAGACAGAUACAUCAAGCUUAUCUGCAAAGAAGAAGCCAGAGAUUGCUCAAGUGAUUCGACCCCACUCCUCUACAACCCCUGAACAGCUGAAUCUGGAAAAUGGUCAGCUCAUACUCAUCUUGAGCAAGAACGCCUCUGGGUGGUGGCUGGGAGAACUGCAGGCCCGUGGUAAAAAACGUCAGAAAGGCUGGUUUCCUGCUUCUAAUGUAAAAAUCCUGGGAUCUAACAGUGGCAAAUCAACACCAGCACCCCAAACAGUCUGUCAGGUGAUAGCCAUAUAUGACUACACUGCUGCCAACGGGGACGAGAUGAGCUUCUCAAAAGGUCAGCUGAUCAACGUUUUGGAUAAGAAUGACCCUGAUUGGUGGAAAGGGGAGAUCAAUGGUACCACUGGUCUCUUCCCCACCAACUACGUGAAGAUGACCACAGCAGACUGUGACCCCAGCCAACAGUGGUGUGCAGACCUGAACAGCCUGGACUCUCUGAGCCCUCAGGAGAAGAAGAGGCAGGGUUACAUCCACGAGCUGUUACAGACAGAGGAGAGAUAUGUGGAAGACCUGCAGAUAGUGCUGGAUGUUUUCCAUAAGCCCAUGUCAGAGUCUGGCAGGGUGAAGGAUGAAGAGAUGGCCAUGAUCUUUGUCAACUGGAAAGACCUGCUGGCCUGCAAUACUAAACUUCUGAAAGCUCUACGUGUGCGUAAGAAGAUGGGAGGGGAGAACAUGCCGGUGCAGAUGGUAGGAGACAUCCUUUCUGCAGAGUUGUCCCACAUGCAGCCCUACAUCCGCUUCUGCUCCUGCCAGAUCAACGGAGCCUCACUGCUGCAAACUCGCAUCGACAACGAGCCAGACUUCAAGAACUUUCUCAAGAAAAUCGCCACAGACUACAGAUGUAAAGGCAUGCCGCUGUCCAGCUUCCUGCUGAAACCCAUGCAGAGAAUCACACGCUACCCGCUGCACAUCAAAAACAUCCUGGAGUGCACCGUGGAGGGUCAUCCUGAUCGAGGGCCACUGAAAGAAGCUCUGGAGAGAGCAGAAGAGCUUUGUCAGCAGGUAAAUGAGGGUGUGCGAGAAAAGGAGAACUCAGACAGACUUGAAUGGAUUCAGAACCACGUACAGUGCGAUGGUGCUGCAGAGAACAUGGUGUUUAACUCCCUGACCAACUGUCUGGGCCCCAGGAAGCUGCUCCACAGUGGAAAAAUGUACAAAGCAAAGAGCAACAAGGAGCUGUGGGCUUUUCUUUUUAAUGACUUUCUGCUUCUGACUCAUGCGGCGAAACAGUUCACCUCGUCUGGACCCGAUAAACUGUUCAGCAACAAGAACAACACGCAGCUCAAGAUGUACAAGCCUCCUGUGCUGCUAAAUGAAGUUCUGGUGAAACUUCCAGAUCCUUCCAGCGAUGAGCCCGUCUUUCAUAUCUCACACAUCGACAGAGUCUACAUCCUCAGGACUGACAACAUAAACGAACGGACGGCGUGGGUUCAGAAGAUCAAGGCAGCAUCUGAAGAGUUCAUCGAGACAGAAAAGAAGAAAAGGGAAAAAGCUUAUCAAGCUCGAUCAGUGAAGGCGAGUGGAAUCGGCAGACUCCUUGUUACCAUCCUGGAGGCCACUGAGCUCAAGGCAGCAAAACCCAACGGGAAAAGUAACCCGUACUGUGAGGUGACCAUGGGCGCUCAGAUCUUCACAUCCAGGACGCUCAAUGACACCCUGAACCCCAAGUGGAACUUCAACUGUCAGUUUCACAUCAAAGACCUCUAUCAGGAUGUCCUGUGCAUCACCAUCUUUGAAAGAGACCAGUUUUCCCCUGAUGUGUUUCUGGGUCGGACAGAGGUUCCCGUGGCAACCAUAAAAAAGGAGUUGGAGAACAAGGGACCCGUAACACGUCGUCUUCUCCUGCAUGAGGUUCCCACAGGAGAAGUGUGGGUCCGCCUUGACCUGCAGCUCUUUGGCAACAAAUAGAAAGAGAGGAUGAAUUAAUAAUGGAAUCUUAAUAGGGAUGUUAUCCUUCUGCAGAGAAACCAAAUAGGAAAAGCUGCUCAAACAAACUCAGAUGAGUUAUUUACACAUGCCUAUUACAGCCUUCUAUAAACCCCUGGAACUGUGUGUUUCACAUGAGGCCUUAAUAUGUUAAAUAUUAACCAGCACUAAUAAUACCUCUUCUGACAUCACCCGAGUCUUCCAAUAGGGAUAAGGGCUUCAGUGACAUCAUCCAAACCAACCAAUAGUGGUUAAAUUCAUCAUCUUUACUGCUUCUUGACCUCAUGUAGAAAGAGUUGCAUGACUGCUGCAGUACAGUGUGUACUGUACACUGUGAAGUACAGUGUGUGUGUGGUGGAGCUGAAUCUGGGUCUUCAGCUGUCAUCAUGUCUGACCAUCACAGAGAGGAAGAACUGCACAAAUAUUAUCUAGAAGAAAGUAAUCAUCCACCUAUCAGAAAAGCAAUAAAACUACAAACACAACGUUUUUUAAACUACAGAUGUAAUGGUUAUUUUCAGCUCUGUCGAGUCUCUCAGAUCUGGAAACAUUUUAUAAGUAGUUGGUUUGACAUUUAGGCCUUUUUCUAAGUCCAGUCAAGUAUGUUUGGAUAAACAGCUAAAAAGGAAAAAAUUAAAGACCACCACAAUAUGUUUUUUCAAAUUAUACUGUUAAAAGGUUUGUGCUCACGUGAAAUGGACAUUUUUGUCAUAUUGUAGACAGCAUUCCUCCCAAUUUUCAAACUUCUUAUAAAAUAUUCUUACUUUGCUUAUGAAAAUGACAACGGAUUGAGAAAACAGAAUGAAGCUGUUAUUUUGAUAUACAAAUACAAGUUCAUGUUCAUUUUAAAAGAACACAAUUCUAAUUUUUUGACUGCAGAAGAGGUCAGAAAUCAUUGUCUGGACAAAUUUAGGUGACCUUUUCAGACCAAAGAUUUGCAACAACACUGUCAGGCUUUUUGCAACAUCAUCAACAGGUGUCUGACGAUGUUGACUUCAGUUCAGUGUGUUAAGUUGUAGACAGCUGGUUGCAGGAUGGUGCAAACAGAUAAAUAGGAAUUGGACGUCUUGGUUUUUAGGGCUAUAAAUGGCAAAAAAUAAUUGUUAAAAGUAGAGUAUUUCAUGCACUUUGACUAAGACAUGUCCUUAAUCAAUAUUGUUUUCUAGCCAACCUUAUAUGAUUUCAACCGUCUUCUUCCACAGAAUUGUUGUAUAAAUAUCCUCCAUAAUUCAAGGAAUUUAGUGUUGGAUAUUUUAGAUUUCCUUGGGGAGUCCAGUUUCCUUACAUCUGGACUACCAGGCUGCCCACUUAAGAAUCACGGCAACCCACCCUUAUUUUGACAGGUCUUCCCUGACAAAACAAAAAAACAUUAUUCUGCUUUUUAUUAGUUAAAAAGUUUAGAAUCAGCUCAAAACACGUGCAAAAAUAUGUUAUGAUGAAUAUCAACAUACAAUAUCUUGCCAGAAUAGAUGCAUUAAAUGUGCCAGAAAUCAUCAAAUUUAAGCUUUUAUGACAAAAAAAUUAUUUUAUCCUGUACCAUUUGACAUUUCAUAAACAUUAAAUCAUUUGUCAUUCAUCAUCAUUAAAUCAGAAAAUUCAGCCCUGAUCAGGCAGGAAGUCUCUCUCAUUUUUGACCAUUUACAGUUCAAAAAGUGAUAUUAAUUUUUCUUUGUUUUGGUCUUAAAAAGUCUUAAAUUAGAUUUUUAAAAGUGUGUAGGAACCCUGUCAAGGCUGUAGAAGUUGCAUUGACA